GCCAUGGCCCUGAGCGAGCUGGCGCCGCUCCGCCGGCUGCGGGACGGCCGUCACUCCCGGAAGCUCAUCCUGUUCAUCGUGUUCCUCGCGCUGCUCCUGGACAACAUGCUGCUCACGGUCGUGGUGCCCAUCAUCCCGAGUUACCUGUACAGCAUCGAGCAUGAGAAAAAUGCAUCUGAAGUCCCGACCGCCACGCCAGUGUUCCCAGCCUCCACCUCGGGCAGCUUCCAGAACAUCUUCUCCUAUUAUGACAACUCCACCAUGGUCACCGGGAACACCACCAGAGACCUUCAGAGGGGGCUGCUGCCGAAGGCCAUGGUGACUAACAUGUCUGUUGCCCCUUCCGACUGUCCCAGCAAAGACAAAGACCUGCUGAAUGAAAACGUGCAAGUGGGCCUGCUGUUCGCCUCCAAGGCCACGGUCCAGCUCCUCACCAACCCAUUCAUUGGCCUGCUGACCAACAGAAUCGGCUACCCCAUUCCGAUGUUCGCGGGAUUCUGCAUCAUGUUCAUCUCCACCAUCAUGUUCGCCUUCUCCCGCAGCUACGCCCUCCUGCUGACCGCCAGGUCCCUGCAGGGCAUCGGCUCCUCCUGCUCGUCUGUGGCUGGGAUGGGCAUGCUCGCCAGCGUGUACACAGAUGACGAAGAGAGAGGCAACGCCAUGGGGGUUGCCCUGGGAGGCCUGGCCAUGGGGGUCUUAGUGGGCCCCCCCUUUGGGAGUGUGCUGUACGAGUUUGUGGGGAAGACCGCUCCCUUCCUGGUGCUGGCUGCCCUGGUGCUCCUGGAUGGAGCUAUUCAGCUGUGCGUGCUCCAGCCAUCUCGGGUGCAGCCGGAGAGCCAGAAGGGGACACCGCUGACCACCCUGCUGAGGGACCCCUACAUCCUCAUCGCUGCAGGGUCCAUCUGCUUCGCCAACAUGGCGAUCGCCAUGCUGGAGCCGGCCCUGCCCAUCUGGAUGAUGGAGACCAUGUGUUCCCAGAAGUGGCAGCUAGGCGUUGCUUUCUUGCCGGCUAGUAUCUCUUAUCUCAUUGGAACCAAUAUUUUUGGGAUACUCGCGCACAAAAUGGGGAGGUGGCUUUGUGCCCUUCUGGGAAUGAUCAUUGUUGGCAUCAGCAUUUUAUGUAUUCCUCUUGCAAAAAACAUGUACGGGCUCAUAGCUCCCACCUUCGGGGUUGGUUUCGCAAUUGGCAUGGUGGAUUCCUCCAUGAUGCCCAUCAUGGGCCACCUGGUAGACCUGCGGCACGUGUCUGUCUACGGGAGCGUGUACGCCAUUGCAGACGUGGCCUUUUGUAUGGGAUACGCUAUAGGUCCUUCCGCUGGUGGGGCUAUCGCCAAGGCAAUUGGAUUUCCGUGGCUCAUGACAAUUAUUGGAAUGAUUGAUAUUGUUUUUGCCCCACUCUGCUUUUUUCUUCGAAGUCCACCUGCCAAGGAAGAAAAAAUGGCUAUUCUCAUGGAUCACAACUGCCCCAUUAAAACGAAAAUGUACACUCAGAACAAUGUCCAGUCAUAUCCGCUAGGUGAUGAAGAAUCUGAAAGUGACUGAGACCCUCAGAAGUCAUCAAGUAUUUCAUUGUAUCAAGCAGUGUUUCCAGUGAAAGACUCAUCGGAACCGCCUCAGCCAUGCCAUGCAUCACUGGUGAAAGAGUAGAACCACUAAGGUUGUCAUUUCUUUUCCAUGGUUAUGAUUGAUUGCCAACAGCCUUAUAAAGAAAAAGCAGCUUUUCUAGGGGUUUGUAUAAAGUGUUGAAAACUUUAUUUUAUGUAUUUGAUUUUAUUAAAUAUUAUACAAUAUAUUUUGACGAAAUAGAUAUAGUGUAAAUCUAUAAAUAUUUGAAUCCAAAUCAGAUAUAAUUUUUUAACUUACAUUCACGAACACUUGGGCAAAAGAAAACACCUUGCAUUUUUUCUGAAUAUUGGUAAUGAGUGUUUGAAACUAAAGCACACAUUAUCUCUGAGACAGUUCCAACAAUCAGAAACUAGAAGGAAGUCUGAAAAACAAUCAAGACAGACAGCAUAUGGUUACGUAGUGACAGAGUGUUGAGUUAAUCAACUUGUAAUAAUUAUCAAUAUGAGUUAAAAGCUAGUUAUCUCAACUGCAGAGGGCAAGAACUUGAGUCAGUUACCUCUUGGAUUUAUCCAUAAAUCUUAGCUGGCAUUAGUUAUCUAUAUGUAACCACCUACCUGGAAACAGCUGGUUGUAAAUUAUGUGUACAUGUCAUGUGGUUGGUAGCAAACAUUAAAGCCAAGAAGGAAAAAAAUAGUAAAUGUUCUGAAAGUAGAGAAAAGCGCCCAGAUAAACUGUUACGAACAACUAGCAGCUUGCCCUUGAAGAUACAUACUUGAAUGUCUUACUGGAUGAAAGAAAAUUGAAGACAGAUGUACCCUGUACUGUCAAGGUUGUUUAAGCAUGGUAAGCUAUAUCAACAGCUAGUUCAGGUCUUAGAAAAUCAAUUUAAAAGGCUAAUUAGCUGCUAUGACAUGAAAAAAAAAAUCAGAUAUAUCAUCUUUGACCUGUUUGGAGGUCAUCCAAGUGUUUUCUAGGGAUCUAUUAAUUUUGAGUUGUCUGAAACUAUUAUUUCCUAGACCUCUGAAAGCUGUUCACAUCAAUGCGAAAAGUUUUUAAUGAAGAUGAAGAAGGAAUGAAAGUAUGUGUUGAAUCACGUUAGGACAACAGGUAGAAGUAAUAGGGCGGUCAGGACACACCCCCUUUUCACAGGCAGGAAGGAACCAAACAUCUAAAAACGCUUCUGUAUCACUGUAUCAUCUGCUGUGUAAUGUAGUUUCUCUAGCACGACAUCGACGUGCCUUUUCAAUGUAACGUCAAAUACUGUGUCAGUGAACAUUGUCAGUUUACAUCAGGUUGUGUGUGAGACAUGACUGGAGUGUGACGAUAGUGUGGAAUGCCUCAAAUAAUACUUAAUCCCGUAGUUGUAACUGUAAACAAAAAUGACCUGUCAGUGCUUUUGUUAAGCUAAAAUUGUGUUUAACUUGGACAACAAGGAACAGAGAACUUUAGCACAAGGACUCUUCAGCCUUUUCAGUCUCUAGGGAAGUUAGCCGAUACUUCAUUCCCAUGUGCUUUAUGAAGCUUUUCGGGGGCUCUGAAUGAUUUGCAGUCUGGCUGGCAAGGGCGGGGUGUUGGAAGCCGACAAGCUUCCCACUCACCGAUUUGCUCGGGAAGGUGGCGCUGCAGGCAUUCAGGGCGGCAGGCAGUUUGUCUCCACUUCCGCAGGGGAAGCCUUCAAAAAGGACGUGCCACAAGUUUCCUGAGAGUCUGUGGUUCUUCCUGCCCCAAUGCCAUGUAAUUUAUUCCUACUCUAUUUAGCCUUUCAGAUUCCAGUCUCUUCAAACAUGACUGGGGAAGGCAUGCCUGCUAUUGAUCCCUAGGGUUAGCAUUAAAGAUGUAGUUGUGCGAACUGUUUUAGGAGCAGAAGAUAUCAGUUGUAUCUGAGGGGGAAAAAGGGGGAAUUGUGGGGUCUUUUAUGUGACUAAUAUUCUGGGGUUAGCCAAGGCCCUAAAGAGAGGCUUAAAAAAAAUGUAUGUCAGACAAAGAAGGUAUACAGCUCUCUGAGCUUAUUUUUGAGCAAAGGUGGUUUUUGUUUGUACCUGGCAAACAGAUGCAAAAACCUUAAUGAGGUAGCAAUGAAUAUUCAGUUCUUUCUUUUAACUGCUAAGUGUAUCUGCCUAAGUCAUGUUUUAGCUAGUUUCCUGAAUAAAUCUUCUG
Molossus molossus (Pallas's mastiff bat) is the source of this 3723-nucleotide messenger RNA. It is a transcript of the gene SLC18A2, whose product is annotated as solute carrier family 18 member A2. Gene Ontology annotation, molecular function: serotonin:sodium:chloride symporter activity. Gene Ontology annotation, cellular component: terminal bouton; synaptic vesicle membrane. Gene Ontology annotation, biological process: transmembrane transport; aminergic neurotransmitter loading into synaptic vesicle. Lineage: Eukaryota; Metazoa; Chordata; Mammalia; Chiroptera; Molossidae. The transcript is spliced from 15 exons. The coding region runs from base 4 to 1542 and encodes 512 amino acids. The record is from RefSeq and is a predicted model, not a curated record.